CAAUGAUCGAUUACUUUGGGCCGCAAGCAAGAUGGCCGCGACUUGUCAACCGUGAUAAGUCUCAGUCGUUAUUUUCUGAUGAUAAUAUUAUUUAGUUGUCCCCGGCAGAAAUGGGUUUAUCUCAGAGUUCAGAAGUAUCCGAAGGAGGGUCGUACGGAUACCAUGUGCACGGCGUGCAGCCAAAUUCUCCAGCUGAACAUGCUGGAGUGCAGCCUUUCUUUGACUUCAUUCUGUCUCUGGACAACAAAAGACUUAAUGAGGAGAAUGGUCUGCUCAAGGAGCUCCUGCAAGCCAACAUGGAGAGAGCAGUGAAGAUGGAGGUUUACAGCAUUAAAACCACACAGGUUCGUGAGCUGGAGGUGGUGCCCAGUACCAUGUGGGGAGGCCAGGGUCUGCUGGGGGCAAGCGUUCGCUUCUGCAGCUACCAAGGAGCCAAUGAAAACGUUUGGCACGUUCUGGAUGUGGAAGCCAGUUCACCAGCUGCACUUGCAGGACUCCAGCCCCACAGUGACUACAUUGUUGGAGCAGAUCAACUGUUGCAAGAUUCAGAAGACUUCUUCUCAUUGAUUGAGACCCAUGAAGGGAAGCCCCUGAAGCUACUGGUGUACAACACACUCACAGAUGUCUGCAGAGAGGUGGUGGUCACACCCAAUGGAGCAUGGGGUGGAGAGGGCAGUUUGGGUUGCGGCAUCGGUUAUGGCUACCUACACCGAAUCCCUGCAAAUCCUGACGUAUCGCCUGUGAAGCCUCCUACCCAUGUUCCUGAGGAGACGCCUCCUCCAGAGCUGCCAACACAUGGAUACACAGAGGCGCCUCUGAUUGCACCUUCGAGCCAAGGUGAAGAUUUGUUAGAUCUGGAGCACGUCGGCCCACAGGAAACUCAACUACUACCCCCUCCUGUUCAGAGAGUGAUGGACCCUGGCUUUACUGAUUCUGAGGUGGCGGUGAUGAACCCUGACCCUGCAGACCUGAUGGACAGGCUGGAUCUGUCCAUGUCGUCCAUCGACAUGACCAACACCUCGCUGGCUAUGCAUGACGAGAAGGAGAAUGACAUAUCUGGCAUCGAGGAGCUGGAGGACAGUGUCCUGCUCUCAGCGUCAACAGACAGCCACCAGAGUGAGCCAGCAGAGCUCAGCCCCCAGAUCACCAUGGACCUCACCGCUGCUCUCUCCUCCACCGAGAACUGGUCCGAUUCGGGCGUCCCACCAGCUGAACCAUCUCACCUGGUCGCCGAUUCCUCAGAUGCGCGAAGCUUUCUCAUGGAGUCUAGAGAGAGCCAAAGUCCACCUCUGUCUCUUCCAGUAGAGUCCCCUGACCCUCCUGCUGAGCCCUCUGUCCCAGCUGUACACAUUCCCAGCCCAUCUCCAGUUGAUCUCAUCUCAUCCCCGGCUGCUGAUGAGCUGAAUGCAGGCGACUCUCCGUCUCCGGCUGUGAAGGAUGCAGCAGGGUCAGUGGAGGAGACUGCAGAGCCUCGAGAUGCGGCUCACCAGUGUGACCAUGAGCACGGUGAGGAGGAACCAGAGGAGUCACACUUCGAGUAAGAUGGCGGCAGGCUACGCAGAAAGUACAGCGAUGCAAACUUGAAGUUGACAAUCAACCGGGGCUUCUCAGAGAAACACAGAAUAGGCUGUCUUGAAAGGCUGUCCUACCCAAGCUGCAUCAUCAGUCAACGUUUCAACACUACAGCAACCAGCUACAGCAUUAACAGAGUAGAAGAAACACUGCAGGCACUGUAGUAGUAUCCUGUGUUUUUUAAACGUUUAGUUACUGUUUAUUUUUAAGCCAAAAAGGUCAGAAUGUUAUCAGCGUUUUACCUUGUGUAGAACGAAAUUCGAUUUUACGGGUAAUUAGAGUUUGCUUCUGCUACACCAACGAGACAAACUUGAAUACUUCCAAAGACGAAUGCAUUCAAAUACUACUGCAAGGCACAGCUGCACCUUCGUAUCUCUAACACUAUGGAAGGCUUCAGAAGCAACUAGGCUGCUACCGAUUUAAACGAGUCGUGGUGCAGCGUUACAUCUGUUAAUAUGUUUUAUUAUUACCCAGCUUUUAAUUCUAAAAUGCAGGGCUCUUUUAUAUGAAAUCCCCUGUUUAUUGCAUUUCAAAGGGCUUUUGCUGGGUAUGAGGGAAACGUUUGUACUGAAUUUAACUGAUCAGAACGUGUUUUUACUCCAGCAUUGCAGGGUCACUAUGUUUUUUUUUUUUUCAUUAAUUAGAUUUUUCUUUUCUUUUAAGCUAUGUGUCUUGUGAAACACACCUUUACUGCUGUAUAGCUAGAUUUACACAGCCACAACUUUAAAACCACCUUCCUAAUAUCGUUUAGUUUUUCCUUUUGCUUCUUGCACCAGAACGUUAGGGUUAGGGAAUUGUAUGGGGGGGGGGCUUGUUCCAGAGAUACUUGAUCAGUUUAAGUCAACAGCUUAAGACUCUAAAUGACAUCUUCAUGAAUACCAGGAGCAUUAAAUUAGCACAAGAUCAUUAAUGGUAUUCCCCUCAUUGGUUUUAAUGUUGUGGCUGAUCCGUUCUUUCCCCUCAUGUCUAUUCAACUGUAUUCUCACCUUUGUUUACUGUGAUCUAUGCAAACUAAAUGGGAACCGCUUGUGAAUCAAUAGACAAGCGUUUGAUAAAUGUCUAGUAAUAUAUUAGUACUCUGGAUGAGUAAUUGUGUCUUUGUAAGGGGCUUGUUAAUAUUUUUAAUUGUGGAAGUCGGUGCUAGUAUGUCAAACAAGGAAAAGUAUUUUUGCAGGUAUUUUAUCAAUGAAUUGUAUGUUUUAUUAGGAACGAGUGCAGAGUCUUUUGAUGAAUGUGAAAUGGGUGAAUCUGUGAUGGUUAAACAAUCAUAUCACUUGACUGGAAAAA
Molecule: messenger RNA, 2859 nt
Organism: Mugil cephalus (flathead mullet)
Lineage: Eukaryota; Metazoa; Chordata; Actinopteri; Mugiliformes; Mugilidae
Gene: gorasp1a
Product: golgi reassembly stacking protein 1a
Exons: 9
Coding region: 111-1541 (476 amino acids)
Biological process (GO): Golgi organization
Cellular component (GO): Golgi apparatus
Molecular function (GO): protein binding
Source: RefSeq, a predicted model, not a curated record